This is a messenger RNA of Ornithorhynchus anatinus (platypus), 1115 nucleotides long. RefSeq names its product cholecystokinin (gene CCK). The transcript has 3 exons. Gene Ontology annotation, cellular component: extracellular region; axon. Gene Ontology annotation, biological process: digestion. The coding region runs from base 178 to 495 and encodes 105 amino acids. NCBI's taxonomy places the organism in Eukaryota, Metazoa, Chordata, Mammalia, Monotremata, Ornithorhynchidae. Gene Ontology annotation, molecular function: neuropeptide hormone activity. The record is from RefSeq and is a predicted model, not a curated record.
AUCUGACCACGUGAUGAUACCUCAUCUGCGUCAGCACUGUGUAAAUAGAUGACAGUACUACAAAGCAACGAACUGGAGUAUUUAAGAGGCAGCAUUUCAGAGCCAUCAUAACAUAUCUAACCUGGACACAGGGUCUCUCUGAGUUGAAACAGGAACGUGCUCCAUUCAUUUAAAGCAAUGUACAGUGGCAUCUGCAUCUUUGUGGUCCUGGCUGCCCUCUCGGCAAAUUCCCUUGGACAGCAGACUUCCAAGUCCAGUCAUGAUAUCCCAGCAGUGGAGGAACUGGAGCAGAGUCUGACAGAAUACCAACGCCAUGCCCGGGCUCCACUCUCAGCCAGCCAAAGAGCCAAUCCUCGGGUCUUGUUGGCCAGAUUUAUCCAGCAAGCCAAGAAAGAGCCUUCUGAAAAACCCCGAAAACCACCCACCCCCAGGGACUACUUCGGCUGGAUGGAUUUUGGGCGCCGCAGUGCAGAGGAAUAUGAUUACUCCUCCUAAGAGCACCAGCCUCUCCCCAAGCGGACCAGCCAACUGUGGCUCGUCAUGAAGGAAAAACAAUAAAAAAUCAUUUUUGUCGUCUCUGCAGAUUUGGUGUUCUGAAAUUAUAUUUAUGAAAUUCUUGGUGUGAAAAUUUGUCCCUGAAACUAACUGAUGCAGAUGUAGGGGUUUCCAAAAUAUAUUAAAAAAAGAAAAAUGUUUCCUGACUUCUGGUUUCUGAUCGUGCCCUGUUGAUCUGAUGUUAAAAUGAUUUCACUUCUGUGUCUCGUCCUGUAGCCAGUGGAUGUUACAUAACUGAUUGCAGCAGGUCACUUUCAGUGAACAUUCCUGCUAGUGAGUGUUAGUGCUCAAAGAUGACAUAUCGAGGUUUCCAAUCCAGCAAAGAGCCAGAAAGAUUGAGAACCCCAAGCCUGUAUACGUCUCUCUUGGUUACUGGGGAAUUAGAAGUCAUUACGCUUCAACUCCACCCAGGCUGCUCGAGCUUCUUGUGAAGUGUGAGUGCUUCAAGCACGCUUACCAUUUUCUUUGUUUUUUAUUCCCCUUUCCUUUUCCAUGGUGACAUUAUAUGUGACGAUUCUACUAACUGCUACGGUUCACGGAAUAAAUUUUAAUGCUCCCUG